This is a messenger RNA of Branchiostoma floridae (Florida lancelet), 2133 nucleotides long. Its product is annotated as zeta-sarcoglycan-like. The record is from RefSeq and is a predicted model, not a curated record. Gene Ontology annotation, biological process: heart contraction; cardiac muscle tissue development. The transcript has 8 exons. Gene Ontology annotation, cellular component: sarcoglycan complex; sarcolemma. NCBI's taxonomy places the organism in Eukaryota, Metazoa, Chordata, Leptocardii, Amphioxiformes, Branchiostomatidae. The coding region runs from base 202 to 1080 and encodes 292 amino acids.
CUAAGCCAAUGACAGACGACAUUACAUUGCCACGAUUAGGAUCACUUGGGAUGUAAAUCACAAACGUCAAGCGGUUCAGUGCCUUUUGUUUUUCGGGCGAUUUUUCCCCCAUUUUUACCUCAAUUUUUUACUCCACCUGGAAGGACCGUAACCAACGGACUCUGCACAACAAGCCAGGUAGGUGCUAUCACACAAUAAAACAUGGCGAGAGGAGGAGCGGCAAACGCCUCCUACGCAGUCAACGGCACUCCAUCCAGACCGCAGCAGCAGAUGUCUUACCGGAUCGGUAUCUACGGCUGGAGGAAGCGAUGUCUGUACCUCUUCAUCCUGCUUCUCAUGGUGCUCAUCGUGAUAAACCUUGCCCUGACGAUAUGGAUCCUCAAAGUGCUCAACUUCAACAUUGAUGGCAUGGGAAAACUCCGCAUCCUGGACAAAGGACUCAGGCUGGAGGGAGAGUCUGAGUUCCUCAAACCGCUGUACGCUGCAGAGGUCCGAUCUAGAUUGGACCAACCCCUUGUGCUGGAGUCUGCCAGAAAUGUGACCAUGAAUGCCAGGAACCUGGAUGGGCAGGUCACUGGAAGACUGGUUGUAGGUGCCAAUGACGUGGUCGCCAUGAAUGACCAGUUUGAGGUGGAUGAUAACGAUGGAAAGAUGCUGUUCUAUGCUGACACCAACGAGGUGGUGGUUGGAGCGGACAGACUCAGAGUUACAGGAGAGCAAGGAGCAGUGUUUGCAGGCUCAGUGCAGACCCCACAUGUUAGAGCAGAACCAUUUGAACCCCUCAAGCUGGAGUCCACCACCAGGUCCCUGUAUGUGCAGGCUCCGGAGGGGGUAACCAUGGAGGCUGAGGGGGGCGGGUUCACCACAACCUCUCGCACUGACAUCAAACUCACGUCCAGCCAGGGAAAGAUUGUGUUGGAUGCUGGUAACAUCCACUUACAGAACAUCCCUGAGAGCGCGCCCAGCAGAUCGGGACGGCAGCUGGACAACGUCUUCGAGCUCUGCACGUGUCCCGACGGGAAACUCUUCCUCGCCGUGCCGGCGUCCGGAUGCGAAGUCAACGCGGGAAUCUGCAGCUAGUGGAAGAAACGAGACGCUUCUCAUUUAUUUACUUACAACAUUUACUUACAUCAAGUUGAAAUGACUUUGAUUUUAAACGCUUUAUGUGGAUUUCUACGAUUCUGCCUUAGAUAUCAGCCUUCAAUGACUUUUUUACAUCCAAGGAGUGAUGUAAAAGGCCAGGAAGUGCCUUUUAAACCAUCUGACCCAUUUUGGGGUGUUUUUAAACUGCUCCAAGCCUUUAAGUACCAAAAUUUUAUACUGUAUCCAUGUACACGUAUCUGUAUCUAUUAUGUGAUGCGUAAAGAAUGUUCUAGUGGCUUCUUGUUCUUAGAAAGUUUUAGAACAUCUAAAACUUACAUGUAGUAGAGUAAGUUUUAUAGCUGCCACAGCCAUUUUCUCUUCAUAUAUUCUCAUAGUUGUGUUUGUAAAUGUCAUUGAAUGUUUUAUAAGUUUGAUCUUUCUUACGUAAUAGGAAAGCCAUUGUUCUCAUUGACUUAGUGCCAAAUAUGACAAUUGCUACUCAUAGUUUUUAGCCAUUAUGUACAAUAUUAUGACUAUCGUAAUAUGAAUAAUAUGUGUUGCAGUCUUCAUUGUAGGAUUAAUUGAGUAGAAAGCUUUUGUUUUAACUAUAAAGCCGUCUUAGUUUGAUUUUAUCUGUUGAUGUUUUUGUUUUCAAAUCUAACAUUUCUGAAUUAUAAUUUAUGUUGGUAUUAUGCAAGAACAAUCAAUGACACAAAACAGGAUUUGACCGUGUCAUUACAACAAUUACUAUAGUGUUAGUAUAAGAAUAUUCCCAGUUUGUGGCAAGUACCAUGAAACAUAAAAAGAAUGCUUAGUGAGGAAAGCAGGAAAUGUUUAUGUCCAAAUUUUUAUACAGAAGUUUAUAAGUUUGGCUAUAGAAUGGAUUUAUAACUAAAAUAUUGAUGCAUCUCUUUUGAAGCAAAGAAAUAUGACUUAGUCAAAUUUUUGACGACUUCAUUCUGUGACUUCAAUAAUACACGCAGAGGUACAUUUUGUAUAUUUUAGGCACUGCAUACCCCUUGGUAGUUAAAAAGAUAGUGAGCUGAAACA